Messenger RNA from Penicillium oxalicum, 1797 nucleotides. RefSeq names its product WD40 repeat domain-containing protein. Gene Ontology annotation, molecular function: protein binding. The coding region runs from base 1 to 1797 and encodes 598 amino acids. NCBI's taxonomy places the organism in Eukaryota, Fungi, Ascomycota, Eurotiomycetes, Eurotiales, Aspergillaceae. The transcript has 4 exons. Gene Ontology annotation, cellular component: mRNA cleavage and polyadenylation specificity factor complex. The record is from RefSeq and is a predicted model, not a curated record.
AUGGCCUACUACGACGAGCACGGAGGUGUUGGCGCGGGCAGAUUCACAAAGAAUUUCGACGGGCCAGUUGGACCUCGUCGGCCAAGGUUGGUGACCGACUAUGGCUCAUCAAUGGUACAAUGGAUGCGCACACGGCGCCCUCGCUUUCGCGGCGAGCACCGCAUGGAGGCGGAACGUCCAAGCGCGAGCUUUGCAGUCGACAUGCUCCCUCCCAUGGCGCGAACAUAUUCCCCUGCCGAUACAAUUCCCGUUCGACACCUCCAUCAGUCAAUUGGAAAAUCGAAAAAGCCCAUUGUGGUCGUGCGCUGGACGCCGGAGGGAAGACGCUUACUGACUGGUGGACAUACGGGUGAAUUUAUGCUCUGGAAUGGAACAGCCUUUAAUUUCGAGACGGUCAUGGAUGCGCAUUACGAUCAGGUACAAGCUGGAGUUACUUCCCUAGGCUGGUCGCAUAGCCACGAAUGGUUGAUUUCGGGUGGACAACGAGGUGACAUCAAGUACUGGCGACCGAACUUCAACAACGUCGAAACGAUUGACGACGCACAUCAUGACGCGGUUCGCGAUCUGGCCUGGGCACCCAGUGACACGAAAUUCCUCUCCGCCUCUGAUGACACCACCCUCAAAAUCUUUGAUUUUACCUCUCGUACUUGCGACACCGUCCUCUCCGGUCAUAACUGGGAUGUCAAGUCGUGUGAUUGGCAUCCCACCAAAGGCCUGCUGGUUUCGGGCUCGAAAGACCACCAAGUGAAAUUUUGGGAUCCACGCACGGCCAGAUGUUUGACCACCCUCCACAGCCACAAGAACACCGUCACUACGACACGCUUCUCCCGAGUGAACAGCAACUUGCUUGCGACCUCGUCACGGGACCAGACCGCGCGAGUGUUCGACCUACGGAUGAUGCGAGACAUCUGCAUUCUUCGUGGACACGAGAAGCCUGUCUCGUCGUUGACGUGGCACCCUGUUCACAGCAACCUGAUUUCCACCGGCGCCGAAGAUGGCUCGCUCUACCACUAUCUACUUGACGAGCCGAAUCUACCCGCCGGUCAUGUUCCUACUGUGGCACCAUAUGACAGUCCUGACCCGGCCAACACCCCCCCACAAGUCAUCUUCCCUGCGCAUCGCGUGCAAUAUGCUCAUGGUGCCACAAUUUGGUCAUUGGACUGGCAUCCACUCGGUCAUAUUCUCGCUUCUGGUUCCAAAGACAACUUCACUCGAUUCUGGUCACGGGCUAGGCCCGGUGAGACUGGUUACAUGAAAGACCGAUUCCACAUUGGCGAGGAGGCUGCCGAGGCACAGGGUACUUGGAAUCGUGGAUUUGGUCGGAGACAAAUGCGCGAAGAAGAGGAACAAGAAAUGCAAGACGAGGCUGAAGGGCUGGUCGACCAACGCCGACCCGGAGCGGCGCCCACUCUGCCUGGCAUCCAAGCCGGCGGCAACGGCCAGCCGGACGGGCCCGGCUUUCUGCCUGGCAUCGGAAGUGCUCAACCGCCUGCUCCACCACCCGGUCUCCCAGGCAUGGGUGGGAUGGACCCCGGCCGACUGGCGGCAAUCAUGUCUUCUCAGCCUGGUCAGCAGCAGGCCGGGCCUCCACAGAACCAGGCCAUGCCAGGAUUUCCCAUGAUUCCUGGCAUGGGUGCUGCUCCGCCCAUGAACAUGGAUUUGGCGCAAUUGCAAAAACAGUUUGCAUCUCAGGGGUUCCCGAUGCCGCCGAUGCCUCCCAACAUGAAUAUGCCACCAGGCUUCCCUGGACUUCCCGGGUUGCAGGGGGGUGGUAUGCCUGAUUCUGGUCGACGUUAG